Uloborus diversus is the source of this 1134-nucleotide messenger RNA. It is a transcript of the gene scro, whose product is annotated as thyroid transcription factor 1-like. The transcript is spliced from 2 exons. Gene Ontology annotation, cellular component: nucleus. Lineage: Eukaryota; Metazoa; Arthropoda; Arachnida; Araneae; Uloboridae. The record is from RefSeq and is a predicted model, not a curated record. Gene Ontology annotation, biological process: regulation of transcription by RNA polymerase II; cell differentiation. The coding region runs from base 1 to 1134 and encodes 377 amino acids. Gene Ontology annotation, molecular function: DNA-binding transcription factor activity, RNA polymerase II-specific; RNA polymerase II cis-regulatory region sequence-specific DNA binding.
AUGUCCCUGAGUCCCAAACACUCUACGCCGUUUUCCGUGACAGACAUCUUGAGCCCCUUGGAGGAGAGUUACAAGAAGGCGGUCGCCGCCGCCGCUGCAGCGGCUGAAAAUUCGGGACUUGGGUCCGCGUACGCGAGGAGCCCCCAGUCGCAGGCAACCAUGAACGUGCCCGUCACCAACCCUUACAUGCAUAUGUCACAGCUCUCUCACCCCAACACCUUUCCGACCCAGUACUGCAACGGGACCGACAUUUCAGCACAUUAUGGAGACGUCCGGCAAUCAGCUCCCGGAUGGUACAGUACGGCGCCGGACCCGAGGUUCGCCAUCUCUCGGCUGAUGGGCUCGUCAACGGGCAUGUCCAUGUCCAACAUGAACAUGUCGAGCUUGAGCGCCUGCAGCGUUGCCGCGGCCGCGGCAGCAGCCGACCCGAAGGCAGCCUCGGCGGCCGGCGUCCAGUUCCCGCUGACCCAGCGGCGGAAGCGACGCGUCCUCUUCACCCAGGCCCAGGUGUACGAGCUCGAGCGGCGCUUCAAGCAGCAGAAGUACCUCUCCGCUCCGGAGCGCGAGCACCUGGCCAGCCUGAUCCACCUGACGCCGACACAGGUCAAGAUCUGGUUCCAGAACCACCGCUAUAAGUGCAAGCGCCAGGCCAAGGAGAAGGCGAUGGCCGAGCAGCAGUCGCAGCAGCACUCGCCCAGGAAAGUGGCCGUGCCCGUGCUUGUCAAGGACGGGAAGCCGUGCUCGACCGGAUCGGCGGAGGACGACGGGAGCAGCGGAGGAGACCUCCUCACCGGGGGAGGCGGCUCGCUGCAGCCGCACCAGCACCAACAGCCGCCGCAGCACCACCAGCCGCAGGUGUCCGUCUCGAGCGGCGGCGGGCACAGGAACAGUUGCCUCGGGGACUCGUGCGCGCAGAGCUCCUCGGCGGUGGCGGCCCGGGUGCACGCGCUCGCCGCCGCGCAGCAGUCCACCUGCUCGCUGGCUGGCGGGGGAUCCGCCGCCGCGGCGCUGCAGGGCGCCCUCAACGGGAUGAGCGGCUACGGACAGGCGGUGGCCGGAAAUCUGGACCUGAGUGCCGUCACUAAUGCCGCCAUGUGCCCCUCGUACUUACAGUUGCAAGGCAGGACUUGGUAG